GGUUGGACCAAUAGGAUCGACGAGGAUGAUAUGUUUAUACCAACCUACUUUUCCGUACAAAGCCACUGUUUAGUUGACAUGAUGAUGUGGGAGGUGGUGAUCCCCAAAGGCCUGUCAAGUGGUAACCUCAAACAAUUCAAGGAAACCGAGCCCCACUGCGAAUGCACAGAAGAGAUUGUAGAAGUGGAUCAGGACCAAUCACAUGACUCCUCACCUACCCCAAAGAGUGAUAUGGAAUUAACAGAAUAUGCUGAUCUUCCAAGCCUGGAGGAGGCUCCAGAGGAGAAAGAGAUGACAGCGAUUUAUCAAAUAGAGGCGGCCACGGGGUGUCGUGGGCGGUCUGGUGACACCCGCUGGUUGACCCAGCUUGCUCACAUUGCCACCGGGCCUCAGAGCCCCCUGCUACAGGAUUCUCCCCACAGCAGUUCGUCUACUGCCCGAAGUGAUUUACAUUCGUACGCCCGGCCUCCCCUUCCGAGCUCCAGCAGAGGCAGGACGAGCAGCGAAUGCAGCUCGGCCGUGUCCACCAGAUCCUCGCUGUCUGAUGACGAAGACACGGCCUGGAGCGUCUCCUGGCCUGCCACUGCCUGGCAUUGCUUUCUUAAAGGUACUCACCUACGUUUCCACAGUGGCGGCAAUGUCGAGUGGCGCAAAGUUGAGGACCUUCAGUCUGACGUUGAGGAACAGUCCACCUUGGCGAGUUACGGCUGUGAGGGUUUGCAGCUUGUGGCACACGCCGAAAACGUCUUGUCUGGUCAGGCCAUCUUACAGCUGACCUUUGACCCUGGCGCUUUUGGACACAGCUUGUUAACUGCACGCUGUGAACUUGACCACCCGUUCUACGUUAAAAACAAAGGUUGGUCGUCAUUCUACCCGAGCUUGACCGUGGUACGCUACGGGAUAGCCGGCUACGAAAUGGAGCUAGGCGACGUUUGCCUUCCUCCGGGUCACAGAGAUGCCGAACAUACAGAUGACUCGCUUGUCUUUGACACAUUUAAAAGUUACGAUUUCACACCGCUGGACUCUUCCGCCGUUUACCUGCUGAGCAGCAUGGCCCGACGGCGAUAUGCCUCCCAGUCCAGCGGGGGCGCCAUUUCCCCACACCGAGACACAUUACAAGACGCCGACACACCCAGCCGCUCCCGUUGUCCUCACCGCAAGCCAAUCAAAAGCCAAAAUGUCCUCCAACCAGGAAGUAGCCAAGUCACACCCAAGUGUAAGCGGCCAAUGAAUGCAUUCAUGCUGUUCGCCAAGAAGUUCAGGGUGCAGUACACGCAGAUGCACCCGGGCAAGGAUAACAGAGCCAUCAGCGUGCUACUCGGCGAGCGCUGGAAGAAAAUGCGGACCGAAGAACGUCGGGUGUUUACCUUACAGGCCAAAGCUCUCGCCGAUGAGCAGAAGAGGCUCGACCCGGACUGUUGGAAACGCAAACGCACCGAUUAUGUGAUUUCCGGCGACAAGUAAAAAAAAAAAAAAAAAUGCUACAGGAUGACAUGCGAGUUUUACCUUUUUUUGGGGGGGACUCAUCCACCUUUUAAAAAUCAAAUCAAGAGACGACAUUUUGUUCACUUUUCUGGCUUCUAAUUGGUGCUAUGAUAGCUUUCGUGCUGAGGAUUAAAAGGAAAAUAAAUCGGGAUGGCUACACUAUUAUCUUGCAAUAAGCUUGAAGCAGGUCCCCCCCAGUUAUAAAUGCAUGUUGUAAUGUUUAUGUGAAUUUAUUUUAACUGCAACAUAAAUUGUAAAUUUACAAUUAGCUUGCUUAUUACUGUACUUUAUGUAAAUAUUGUAUACACUCGUUAUUAAGAUGUGCAUGCCAACUUAAUUUAGAUUUCACCAAUAAUCAGGUCAACAUUCAUAAAAAUGUGUCACCGAUAUAAUGUGCCAUAAUUGAAUAAUACAAAUAUAUUUUUAUCAAAUAUUUUGAGAUCAUCACACAUAAAUGUGUUGAGGCAUCAUAAUUCGAUUUUAUUUCGGUGCAUUUUAAUUGAUCCAGUAUAAAAUGUAAGAACGGAGAAGGUGCAGCGUUAAAGAAAUAUCGCAUUAUUUGACACAGUCUGUAUUAUUUACGACUUUUAUUUAUGAUGCACUGUAUACACUUUAUCAUGUGUGACUGCGACAUUAUAAUGACAAAUAUUUUUCAUAACUUUUAUGUUUGUGGAUUAUUUACUGCUCUGUUCUGCCAUUUGUUGACAAUGCAAUAUAAAGUUUGAAAAAUAAUAAAACACUUUAAAGCUUU
This is a messenger RNA of Syngnathus acus (greater pipefish), 2236 nucleotides long. RefSeq names its product HMG box-containing protein 1-like. The transcript is spliced from 13 exons. Gene Ontology annotation, molecular function: RNA polymerase II cis-regulatory region sequence-specific DNA binding; RNA binding; DNA-binding transcription factor activity, RNA polymerase II-specific. The record is from RefSeq and is a predicted model, not a curated record. Gene Ontology annotation, biological process: regulation of transcription by RNA polymerase II. Gene Ontology annotation, cellular component: nucleus. The coding region runs from base 31 to 1464 and encodes 477 amino acids. Lineage: Eukaryota; Metazoa; Chordata; Actinopteri; Syngnathiformes; Syngnathidae.